This is a messenger RNA of Lobosporangium transversale, 462 nucleotides long. RefSeq lists its product as hypothetical. Lineage: Eukaryota; Fungi; Mortierellomycota; Mortierellomycetes; Mortierellales; Mortierellaceae. The record is from RefSeq and is a predicted model, not a curated record. The transcript has 3 exons. The coding region runs from base 1 to 462 and encodes 153 amino acids.
AUGCCUGACAUUAAUAAAGUUCUAAUUAACGAAGAUGUUGAUAUGGACGCUCCACCCGAAAUUGGCUCAGGCUCAACACCCAUUGGAAGCUUGUUGGUGGCGAAUUUUGUCGUCGAUACGAUGGAGAAUGUUGUCGAAUUAGGCAACAAUGCUGAACUAGAUAUCAAACAUGCCACGAUGCCUCUGAGGAGCUACAGACUUCAAAAAGAAGUGACACUGAAAAAGAAACCCUUGAUGUUCCUAAGGUACAAUGAUGCCAGCGAACUCGCUAACCAGAGGGCACAGAUUCAGGAUGCCUUGGUAGGACAAAUCAAGGAACUCAACAGUUCCAUAAAUAGUAACAAUCAAAGUAUCGAUGGAGAGGAUGGUCGUGAAAAGCUGGAGAGGCGACAGAAGAGGAGUCGUUAUAAGGGGGCCGAGGCUGUCGAUGAUAAGGGAGUGUUCUUUGUUGAUAGUGAUUGA